CCAUGUGCGACUCGUCGUCGUCGUCGUUGGCGAUGGGUGAGAGGAGGAGGGCGGCGGCGCACGCGAUGCUGUUCCCGUUCCCGUGCCCGGGGCACAUCAACCCGACGCUGAAGCUGGCCGAGCUGCUGCACUCGCGCGGGGUGCACGUCACGUUCGUCAACACGGAGCACAACCACGAGCGGCUGCGGCGGCGGCGGGAGGGGGCGGUGCGGGGGAGGGAAGGGUUCAGGUUCGAGGUGGUGCCCGACGGGCUGCGGGACGAGGAGCGCGCCGCGCCGGACAGCACGGUGAGGCUGUACCUGUCGCUGCGGAGCAGCUGCGGCGCGCCGCUGGUGGAGCUGGCGCGGAGGGUCGCGGCGGAGGAGGGCCGCGGCGCGCCGCCCGUGACCUGCCUCGUGCUCAGCGGCCUCGUCAGCUUCGCGCUCGACGUCGCCGGGGAGCUCGGCGUGCCGGCGUUCGUGCUGUGGGGCACCAGCGCCUGCGGCUUCGCCUGCACGCUCCGGCUGCGCCAGCUCCGGCAGAGGGGCUACACGCCGCUCAAAGACGCGAGCUACCUGACGAACGGUUACCUGGACACGCCGAUCGACUGGAUCGCCGGCAUGCCGACGGUGCGGCUCGGCGACGUCUCCAGCUUCGUCCGGACGUUGGACCCGACGAGCUUCGCGCUGCGCGUGGAGGAGGACGAGGCGAACAGCUGCGCCAGGGCGCAGGGGCUCAUCCUCAACACGUUCGACGACCUCGAGUCCGACGUGCUCGAAGCGCUCAAGGACGAGUUCCCGCGGGUGUACACCAUCGGGCCCCUCGCCGCCGCCAUGCACGGCCGCGUCGUCGACCGCGCGAACGGGCACGGCGGCGGCGCGGCCGGGCUGAGCCUCUGGGAGGAGGACGCGGCAUGCAUGACGUGGCUGGACGCGCAGCCGUCGGGGUCUGUGCUGUACGUCAGCUUCGGGAGCCUGACCGUGAUGUCGCCGGACAAUAUCGCCGAGCUGGCGUGGGGCCUCGCCGAGAGCCGCCGCCCGUUCCUCUGGGUCGUCCGCCCCGGCCUCGUCGCCGGCGGCAUCAACGCAUUGCCAGACGGCUUCGUCUCGGAGACCAAGGACCGGUGCUUCAUCGCCGAGUGGUGCGCGCAGGAGCAGGUGCUCCGGCACCGCGCCGUCGGCGCGUUCCUGACGCACAGCGGGUGGAACUCCUCGACGGAGAGCAUCUGUUCCGGCGUGCCGAUGAUCUGCUGGCCGGGGUUCGCCGACCAGUACAUCAACUCCCGAUACGUGUGCGACGAGUGGGGCAUCGGGCUCCGCCUCGACGAGGAGCUCCGCCGGGAGCAGGUCGCCGCCCACGUCGAGGAGCUCAUGGGAGGAGGAGGCGGCAGAGGCGAGGAGAUGAGGCGCAGCGCCGCCAAGUGGAAGGCCAUGGCCGAGUCGGCGACGGCCAAUGGCGGCUCGUCGUACGUCAGCCUCGACAAGCUGGUCGAGCAGCUGCGGCUGGAGACGGAGUGAAGCGGGAAGCCAAAAAGAAAAAAAAAAAGCUUAGCAUGCCGCCAUUGUCAUCAUCGUCGCCGUGACAGCGUACGACAGUUCGGCUGGCGCAUGUGCAAAAUGCACUUGGGUUGUUCCAAUGAUCCAAUCCAAUUCGUCUUGUGUUCUCCUCUAUAUUUUUUUUAAUUUUUUUUCUUUGCAGAGUCUGUAGUUGUCAGUUCUUAUCUGGUUUGGUUCCUGGAUUUGGAUUAUUUAGCGACAGGAGUGAUAGCGGUACAACGUUUCUUAUUAUAACACAGUGGUUUGUUCAAUUAAACAAUGCAAAGAGUAGUGAUUAGCGUGUGGAUUACUGUACCUGUUUUGUCGCUUUGUACGUCGACAAAAAGAUUUCAUGGAUUCAG
This is a messenger RNA of Oryza brachyantha (malo sina), 1876 nucleotides long. Its product is annotated as 7-deoxyloganetin glucosyltransferase-like. The record is from RefSeq and is a predicted model, not a curated record. Lineage: Eukaryota; Viridiplantae; Streptophyta; Magnoliopsida; Poales; Poaceae. The transcript has 2 exons. Gene Ontology annotation, molecular function: UDP-glycosyltransferase activity. The coding region runs from base 3 to 1496 and encodes 497 amino acids.